Molecule: messenger RNA, 2505 nt
Organism: Colletotrichum phormii
Lineage: Eukaryota; Fungi; Ascomycota; Sordariomycetes; Glomerellales; Glomerellaceae
Product: neutral trehalase
Exons: 5
Coding region: 129-2351 (740 amino acids)
Biological process (GO): trehalose catabolic process
Cellular component (GO): cytoplasm
Molecular function (GO): calcium ion binding; alpha,alpha-trehalase activity
Source: RefSeq, a predicted model, not a curated record
GCCAGCUCGGCGUCUACCCUCACUCAGCACGGAUUCAGCGACCUACCUUCCAGGACGAGCAAUUGACUCUUUCCGCUUCCCGAUCCUGCCAGCUAUCGCCGCGAACGACCCCGCUUAACCCGCGCACAAUGACUUCUCCGACGAGUCAACGCCGCCCUCGUGGUGGCAGCGAAGACCAAGGCAAUGGUGUCUUCGACGAUGCGAAAACCUACUAUACCUCAGAGGAGCGCCAUGUCAACCGUGCUGGACCUCGAACCAGAACCUAUUCACAGAACAGCUUGUUCCAACAAUUCGAGCGUAUGGGACUUCGCGAGCCCUUCCGAAGAGGCAGUCACGACGAGUCCUCCAUCCUUGCGAACCGAAAGUUCCUCAUUCAAGUAGACGAGACGCUCAAGAGCUUGCAGGCUCAAGAAGAUACCGAUGGAAACAUGCAAAUCACCAUUGAGGACAAUGGUCCCAAGGUCUGGUCGCUGAGAACCGCUGCCUCCGCGGGCCACAACCGAUUCGAUGUCCGCGGAACCUACAUGCUUUCCAACCUGCUGCAAGAGUUGUCCCUUGCCCAACAAUACGGCCGCAAACAGAUCAUCCUCGACGAGGGCCGCCUGAACGAGAACCCCGUGAACCGAUUGUCGAGACUUAUCAAGGACCACUUUUGGGAGGGAUUGACGAGAAGAAUUGAUGCCUCGACCGUGGAGAUUGCAGCCAGAGAUCCCAAGGACUGGACUGAUGACCCGCGCCCGCGUAUCUAUGUUCCCGUUGGAGCUCCGGAACAGUUCGAGUUCUAUACCAAGGUGGCUCAAGAUCGCCCAGAGAUCCGCUUGGAUGUUGUCAGGCUUCCCGAGGUCAUCACUCCCGAGCUGGUUCGCGACAUGAAUGCCAAGCCUGGCCUUCUCGCUGUUGAGAUGGAGAAGAUCAAGGAUCCCAAGACGGGCGAGGACACACUCAGGGGUCUUCCCUUUGUGGUGCCGGGCGGGCGGUUCAACGAGCUCUAUGGCUGGGACAGCUACAUGGAGUCCCUUGGUCUCUUGGUUAAUGACAAGGUCCAUCUCGCCAAGUCGAUGGUGCAGAACUUCUGUUUCUGUAUUCGUCACUACGGCAAAGUCCUCAACGCCACUCGCUCCUACUACCUCUGCCGUUCUCAGCCCCCCUUCCUCACCGACAUGGCCCUCCGCGUCUACGAGAAGAUCAAGCACGAGCCCGAUGCCAAGGAAUUCCUCCGCACAUCUAUGCUCGCCGCCAUUAAGGAGUAUCACAGUGUCUGGAUCGCCGAGCCUCGUUUGGACCCUGUGACUGGUCUCUCGAGAUACAGACCUGAAGGAUUAGGUGUUCCCCCUGAGACGGAAGCAGACCACUUCGUCCACAUCCUCGAGCCCUAUGCCGAGAAGCAUGGCAUCACUUGGCAGGAGUUCGUCCAGGCCUACAACAACGGCAAGAUCAAGGAGCCGGAGUUGGACGACUACUUCCUGCACGACCGAGCUGUGCGUGAGUCUGGCCACGAUACCUCCUACAGACUGGAGAAGAUCUGCGCUGAUCUUGCGACCAUCGACUUGAACUCGCUUCUCUUCAAGUACGAGACUGACAUUGCCCGCACUAUUCGAAACGUCUUCAACGAUAAGCUCGUCAUCCCCGACGAAUUCGCUGUUGGACCGCUCAAGGCUGGCGAGGUGGUUACUUCGGCAAUCUGGGACCGCCGGGCGAAGCGCAGAAAGCUUGCUAUUGACAAGUACCUCUGGAACGAGGAGGCGGGUAUGUACUUCGACUACAACACCGCCAAGAAGGAGCAGUGUGACUACGAGAGUUGCACCACUUUCUGGGCUUUGUGGGCCGGCGUGGCAUCUCCCAAGCAAGCGGCAGCAAUGGUUCAGCAGGCACUGCCCAAGUUCGAGGCUGUCGGCGGUUUGCUGUCGGGCACAAAGAAGUCCCGGGGUGAAGUUGGCCUGGAGCGCCCUAACCGCCAGUGGGAUUACCCCUACGGCUGGGCUCCUCAGCAGAUGCUUGCUUGGACUGGACUUGUUCGCUACAGCUUCACUGACGAGGCCGAGCGUCUGGCGUACAAGUGGCUGUUCAUGAUGACCAAGGCCUUUGUUGACUUCAACGGCGUGGUUGUCGAGAAGUACGACGUUACUCGACCAAUUGAUCCCCAUAGGGUCGAUGCCGAGUACGGUAACCAGGGUCUCGAUUUCAAGGGUGUCGCCAAGGAAGGAUUCGGAUGGGUCAACGCCAGCUACGUCUACGGACUGCAAAUCGUCAAUGCACACAUGCGCCGUGCUCUUGGAACGCUCACCCCAUAUGAGACCUUUGUGAAGGCCAUUGAAGAGAACAAUGAGAAGCAACUUGCUGAGCUUCUCUGAGUGGCUCUGUCAUGGUCAGGAGACCAAGCUACACAAAACGUAUACGAUGGGCCAUCAAAAACACGACGAAAAGCUGGUAAAAACGGUACAGGACCUGUUGUCGAGUCUUGGGUCGUCGAAUUGGAUUGGCCUCGAGAGGGGUCUGCAUUUGCUC